This is a messenger RNA of Spinacia oleracea (spinach), 2266 nucleotides long. RefSeq names its product transmembrane 9 superfamily member 8. The transcript is spliced from 7 exons. Gene Ontology annotation, cellular component: membrane. Gene Ontology annotation, biological process: protein localization to membrane. The record is from RefSeq and is a predicted model, not a curated record. Lineage: Eukaryota; Viridiplantae; Streptophyta; Magnoliopsida; Caryophyllales; Amaranthaceae. Bases 72 to 1985 code for a protein of 637 amino acids.
UGGAUCUCACACACUCUCUUCUCAAACCUCCCUUUCUCUUUCCCUCUCUUUCCCUCUCUAGAGACGACGCCAUGGAAGCUCGACGAAGAUCUACACUCUUCUCCAUCUUCCUCGUUCUUCUCAUCAAUGGCGCACAUUGCUUCUACCUCCCUGGCGUCGCUCCUCAGGAUUUCGACAAGGGAGAUUCGUUGAUGGUAAAGGUCAACAAGCUGACCUCAAUCAAGACUCAGCUUCCGUACUCCUACUAUUCACUUCCUUAUUGCCGCCCUGACACCAUUGUUGACAGUGCGGAGAAUCUUGGUGAAGUUCUUCGUGGUGACCGAAUUGAAAAUUCUCCAUAUGUGUUCAAAAUGCGGGAACAUCAAAUGUGUAAUGUUCUUUGCCGGAAAACACUCGAUGCCAAAACAUCAAAGGAAUUUAAAGAGAAAAUUAAUGAUGAAUAUCGGGUCAAUAUGAUCCUCGAUAACCUUCCCUUGGUUAUGCCGAUAAGACGAGGAGACCAGGAUUUAACUCCUGUUUACCAGCUUGGCUAUUACGUUGGGCUUAAAGGGCAAUACGCUGGAACCAAGGAUGAAAAGUUUUUUAUCCAUAAUCAUCUGUCAUUUACUGUGCGGUACCACAAAGAUGCACAAACUGAGUUAUCAAGGAUUGUAGGGUUUGAGGUCAAGCCUUUCAGUGUCAAGCAUGAAUAUGAAGGGGAAUGGAGUGAGAAUACUCGUCUAACAUCCUGCGAUCCUCAUGCAAAUCGUUUGGUUACUAGCUCUAGUAACCCACAAGAAGUUGAAGAUAAGCAAGAAAUCGUAUUUACUUAUGAUGUUCAAUUUCAGGAAAGUGAGGUCAAGUGGGCAUCUAGGUGGGAUGCGUAUCUUCUAAUGAGUGAUGACCAGAUACAUUGGUUCUCAAUUGUUAACUCAUUGAUGAUUGUCCUAUUCCUCUCUGGAAUGGUGGCAAUGAUCAUGUUGCGUACACUAUACCGUGACAUCUCGAAGUACAAUGAACUUGAGACCCAGGAAGAAGCUCAGGAAGAAACUGGUUGGAAAUUAGUCCAUGGGGAUGUUUUCAGGCCUCCAACUAAUUCAGACUUGCUGUGUGUUUAUGCUGGAACUGGUGUUCAGUGCCUCGGGAUGAUGGUUGUCACCAUGAUGUUUGCUGUGCUUGGUUUCCUCUCACCCUCAAACCGUGGUGGGCUUAUGACUGCCAUGCUCUUUCUUUGGGUCUUCAUGGGUAUCUUUGCUGGUUAUGCCUCUGCCAGACUCUACAAAAUGUUUAAAGGAACAGAAUGGAAGCGAAUUGCUAUAAGGACUGCAUUCUUGUUUCCGGGAUCCGUGGCCAUUGUUUUCUUCAUUCUGAAUGCUCUCAUUUGGGGUGAGAAAUCAUCCGGUGCAGUUCCAUUCGGGACAAUGUUCGCCCUCAUCUUUUUAUGGUUUGGAAUCUCAGUCCCACUUGUUUUUGUCGGUAGUUAUGUUGGAUUCAGGAAGCAGAUAAUCGAAGACCCUGUCAAAACCAACAAGAUUCCAAGGCAAAUCCCAGAGCAAGCCUGGUACAUGAACCCCAUAUUCUCAAUCCUCAUUGGAGGCAUACUUCCAUUUGGUGCUGUUUUCAUCGAGCUCUUUUUCAUCCUCACCUCUAUCUGGCUGAAUCAGUACUACUACAUCUUUGGAUUCCUCUUCAUCGUGUUCAUGAUUCUUAUAGUAACAUGUGCCGAGAUCACCAUUGUACUUUGCUACUUCCAGCUCUGCAGUGAGGACUAUCUCUGGUGGUGGAGAUCUUAUUUGACAUCAGGUUCUUCCGCUCUGUACCUCUUCCUCUACGCAGCAUUCUACUUCUUCACCAAGCUUGAAAUCACAAAGCCUGUGUCUGGAAUGUUGUACUUUGGGUACAUGCUCAUUGCCUCUUAUGCAUUCUUUGUGCUCACUGGAACCAUCGGUUUCUAUGCAUGCUUCUGGUUUACCAGGCUUAUCUACUCCUCUGUGAAGAUCGACUGAGUAUCAUGAUAUACCCCCAUUAGGUUGGUGAACGGUGAGCAAAUUUUCCCACCCCCACAAAGAAAAAGAUAGCCACAUUCUUCUCAGAAUUAGUUAUUCUUGUGUACGUUGUUAGAUCGUAAAUGUUGGGAGAGGACUGUGAUCACAAUUAUAGUAUUAUUGAACGGCCACUGAUAUACUCCGUACGUAGACUGUUAAAGAUCAUGUAUUUUUCUUUCAUUCGUUUUUGUAAUGACAUAAUCCUCAAUCUUUAUUUUAUUCAUUACUGCUUCUUUUUUUUC